GCAGAUUUCAUAACAUUGUAUGUUCAGUAUAAGUAACAGCCUGCAGGCGCACAUUGCACACAUUUCCUCUCUGCACAGCCUGAAGCUACAACAUUCUGCAACAUGAAUUGCUUGAUAGGGGUGGUCGUGCUGCUCAUUGCAGUGACUGUAGAUGGAAGAAUUGGAGACUCCACUAGUGAAUCCAGUUACUGCUCCGAGACAAAAGAGUGCUUGCUGUUUGACUUGGUUUGUGCGGGAAGUGAUUAUGAGGUACGUCACUAUGAUGCUGCCAAGUGGGUGACCACAGAAGCUGAAUCUUAUGUCAUGGAAGUUGCGGUUUCAAGAGCAUUCAGGAAACUUUUUAAGUACAUCACCGGAGAAAACGAAGCUGGUGCUAAGAUUGACAUGACUGCACCAGUCACCAUUAAAGUCAACGGGAGCUCGAACAUGUGGCAGUCGUCAGUCUAUGUGCUCAGCUUCCUCCUCCCCUCCAACUACCAGAGCAAACCACCCAGGCCGACUGAUCCAUCUGUAUACUUUACAGACAGUCCAGAUAUGAAUGUGUAUGUCAAAAGCUUCGGCGGCUGGAUGUUUUCAGUCGUGUCCAAAUAUCAGACUCAGAGUCUGAAAACGGCACUGGACAAUGCACAGGCUACAUAUGAGACAGAAUACCACUAUAAUGUGGGCUAUAACAGCCCAAUGAAGAUUAUGAACAGGCACAAUGAAGUGUGGUUUAUUGUGAAGGGUGAGCCUGUGUGUCCUAAGAGUGAAUAACUUCAAGGAUUUGAAAGAGCUACAGAGAACAGCAGUGCAUUACCCUGCGCUACAGUCCUUGAAAACUAACCUUCCUCUUUUUAUACAUUAUAAAAAAAAGGUAUACAGCAUUAACAGGAUUUUAUAGCAUAAAUACUUACAAUUUAAAAGGGUUCACCCAAAAAAAAUGUAUCUACAUAGCAUUUACUAAAACUAAAACCAAAAAAAGGAAGUAGUUCAAAAUCUGAAGAUAUUUAGAAAAAUAUUGGAAUGCCAUUAGGAAAAAAGUACUAAGAAUUCAAUGGAUUUCCAACAUACUUCGAAGUAUCUUAUUUUGUGUUCAACAGAGGAAAAAUUACAGAGUUUUCAUUUUUGGGUGAACUACCCCUUUAGGUCAAAAUAUAAGCUAUUUGUCAAUUAAAAUGUCAAACAUCAAGUGAUGGCAUUCUGUCUGUAAGCAUGUGUUAUAUAUAAAAAAUAAAAACAUA
This is a messenger RNA of Danio aesculapii, 1220 nucleotides long. RefSeq names its product heme-binding protein soul5 (gene soul5). The transcript has 8 exons. Bases 103 to 753 code for a protein of 216 amino acids. The record is from RefSeq and is a predicted model, not a curated record. NCBI's taxonomy places the organism in Eukaryota, Metazoa, Chordata, Actinopteri, Cypriniformes, Danionidae. Gene Ontology annotation, cellular component: cytoplasm.